CCUCAGUAACUGUAAUUGGAGAUUAUUGCUUGAAUAUCACAUGUAGGUUUUAACAUUGUCAGGGGAGAUGACUAGAGUCUUAAAUCUCUGAUUCAGCACUCCUGGCUUGUUCUUCUAAAGGUAAGGUUCAUUUUCUUUGGGUGAUCCAAACUGCUCUGAUGUCUACUACUACUAAAUCAGUUUACUUCAACUGUCUCCUGUUCCUGGAGGGCAUGGUGUUGAAAGCACAGGCAUUUGUUGAACACAGACCCUGUGGAGAAAGACGCCUGCCAAGCUUACUGCCCUGUUGCAGGAGUCCUGUCUUUCCUCUUCAGUGUCUGAACCUCCUUGGCACCCCAGAAGCGGGUGGUGACUUACGUGAAUUUGAUGUGGUUGAUCUCUUAUUUCCUUGUAACUCGGUCAGUCUGAGAAAAUACGAGGAGACCAAGGGCAGCAAAGAGCAGUAACCAUUCCUGUGCUGCUGGUAGGUUUUCUUGCAGGAGUGUGAUGCUGUAGGAAUAUGUAUUUAGCUCAGAGCCUGUGCAAACGGGGAGGCAGGAGGAGAUGGGAGGUUCCUCUGUGUUUUCAGAAACCAUGGCGAGUCCUGCGAAGGAUAACUAUCGAAUGAAGAGUUACAAGAACAAAGCCCUAAAUCCCGAGGAAAUGCGUCGGAGAAGAGAAGAGGAAGGAAUUCAACUGCGCAAACAGAAACGAGAGCAACAGGUAACUGUCAUCUUGACUAGCUUGUGUACAGCCUUAACACAACCACGAUUGUGCUGCUGCCAAACUGGAAUCUUCAAGGAUCUGUGCAUUAAGCUCUUUAAAAGAAGAAAUGUGGAGUUGAUCAGUGAAGAUGCCUCCAUGUUUGAUAGUCUCCUUGUGGAUUCCUAUGUUAGUUCCACGACAUGUGGGGAGGGAGUGAUCACAAGAGAGAUGGUAGAGAUGCUUUUCUCAGAUGACCCUGACCUACAGCUAGCAACCACUCAGAAAUUCAGGAAGCUACUCUCCAAAGAGCCGAAUCCUCCAAUAGAUGAAGUGAUAAACACUCAGGGAGUGGUGGACAGAUUUGUUGAAUUCCUGAAAAGAAGUGAAAACUGCACGCUACAGUUUGAAGCAGCGUGGGCACUGACGAAUAUUGCAUCAGGAACUUCCCAACAAACAAAAAUAGUAAUUGAGGCUGGGGCAGUUCCUAUAUUUAUAGAGCUAUUAAACUCUGACUUUGAGGAUGUUCAAGAACAGGCUGUCUGGGCAUUGGGGAACAUUGCUGGAGACAGCUCUGUGUGUAGAGAUUAUGUCCUUAACUGCGCUAUUCUUCCUCCCUUAUUAAUGCUCCUUACGAAGUCCACCAGGUUGACAAUGACACGAAAUGCUGUCUGGGCCUUGUCAAACUUGUGCAGAGGAAAGAGUCCACCACCUGAAUUUGAUAAGGUAUCUCCCUGCCUGCCAGUGUUGUCCCGAUUAUUAUUCAACAGUGACUCUGACUUGCUGGCAGAUGCGUGUUGGGCUCUUUCCUACUUAUCAGAUGGCCCCAAUGAGAAAAUUCAAGCAGUUAUUGACUCGGGAGUGUGUCGGCGACUGGUGGAGCUGUUAAUGCACAAUGACUACAAAGUGGCUUCCCCAGCUUUGCGAGCGGUUGGCAACAUUGUGACGGGGGACGACAUCCAGACCCAGGUGAUUCUGAACUGUUCAGCCUUGCCUUGUCUACUUCAUUUAUUAAGCAGUCCCAAGGAGUCAAUCAGGAAAGAAGCCUGCUGGACUAUAUCUAACAUCACAGCAGGAAACAGAGCACAAAUACAGGCAGUCAUAGACGCAAACAUUUUCCCGGUACUGAUAGAAAUCUUGCAGAAAGCAGAAUUCCGGACGAGGAAAGAGGCAGCAUGGGCUAUUACAAACGCAACGUCAGGAGGAACUCCCGAACAGAUCAGAUACUUGGUCAAUUUGGGUUGUAUCAAGCCUCUCUGUGACCUGCUGACUGUCAUGGACUCCAAGAUUGUUCAGGUGGCGUUGAACGGCCUGGAGAACAUCCUGAGGCUUGGAGAGCAGGAAGCCAACCAGAGUGGGACAGGCAUCAACCCCUACUGUAGCCUGAUUGAGGAGGCCUAUGGUUUGGAUAAGAUAGAGUUCCUACAGAGCCACGAGAACCAGGAGAUCUACCAGAAGGCCUUUGACCUGAUUGAGCACUACUUUGGAGUAGAGGAUGACUCCGCUCUAGCUCCCCAGGUAGACGAGAACCAGCAGCAAUUCAUCUUCCAGCAGCCCGAAGCCCCCAUGGAAGGUUUCCAGCUAUAAUGUGCCCGGAGGAAAAGAACACCACAAACUUGCCGGAAAGCAACUUGGGAGCAGCUGAUCGUCCCAUCCCCUUCUUGCAAACGGAAGGCUGAAUGUCCACUCCACCUGUUAGGAAACAAUUCUUCCUUCAAACAACUAGAAACAGUGCUUUAUCCUCACAGAGAGGAGGGGAUAUUCUUACACUUUGGUUUUUUCCUUUUUGCUGCUGCAUACAUAUCUUCAAAGCAGGCAUCUGGGUGGAGGAAGGACACUGAGGUAACAGAUUGCACCUCUUGGUGGUUUGUUUUUUUUUUUCUUUGUGGUGAUCUCUCCCAAAUGUCACUUUUUACCUCGGGUACUUAAUUGAGAUUUCAGCAUUGGGUUGGGUAAGAACACAAAUA
Molecule: messenger RNA, 2648 nt
Organism: Egretta garzetta (little egret)
Lineage: Eukaryota; Metazoa; Chordata; Aves; Pelecaniformes; Ardeidae
Gene: KPNA6
Product: karyopherin subunit alpha 6
Exons: 14
Coding region: 544-2268 (574 amino acids)
Biological process (GO): NLS-bearing protein import into nucleus
Cellular component (GO): nucleoplasm; nucleus; cytoplasm
Molecular function (GO): protein binding; nuclear import signal receptor activity
Source: RefSeq, a predicted model, not a curated record